CCAAAAAGAAAGGGAAGAAAGGGAAAGCCAAAGGUACCCCGAUUGUUGAUGGUCUUGCUCCAGAGGACAUGAGCAAGGAACAGGUGGUGGAACACAUUGGCCGCAUCCGGGAGGAGCUGGACCGUGAGCGGGUCGAGCGCAGCUACUUCCAGCUGGAGCGGGACAGGAUCCACACCUUCUGGGAGAUGACGCGGAGGCAGCUGGAGGAGAAGACGGCUGAGCUGAGGAACAGAGGCCGGGAGAUGGAGGAGGCCGAGGAGCGGCACCAGGCGGAGGUCAAGGUCUAUAAGCAGAAGGUGAAGCACUUGCUGUACGAGCAUCAGAACAGCUUGAUGGAGAUGAAGGCGGAGGGCACCGUGGUCAUGAAGCUGGCGCAGGAGGAGCGCCGCGCGCAGGAGGGUGCCAUGUGCAGGGACAUGCGGGCGCUGCAGGUGAAGCUGAAGGAGCAGGAGCUGGCAGGCGAGCUGGUGGUGAAGAACCUGAGGCUGAAACACGCCGAGGAGAUCACCAAGAUGCGCAAGGACUUUGAGCGGCAGGUGCGAGAAAUCGAGGCCAAGUACAACAAGAAGAUCAGGAUGCUUAGGGAUGAGCUCGACCUGCGCAGGAAGACAGAGAUCCACGAGGUCGAGGAGAGGAGGAACGGCCAGAUCAGCGCGCUCAUGCGGCGCCACGAGGAGGCCUUCGCGGACCUCAGGAACUAUUACAAUGAAAUCACCCUCAGCAGCCUGGCUCUCAUCAACUCCCUCAAGGAGCAGAUGGAGGCCGUGCGGAAGAAGGAGAGGCACCUGGAGAAGGAGAUGCUGGAGGUGUCGGCGCAGAACAGGCGCCUGGCAGACCCCCUGCAGAAGGCUCGGGACGAGAUGAGCGAGAUGCGGAAGCUGCUCGGGGGCUACGAGAGGGACAAGCAGAUGCUGCUGUGCACGAAAGCCCGUCUGAAAGUCACCGAGAAGGAGCUGAAGAGCCUGCAGUGGGAGCACGAGGUUCUGGAGCAGCGCUUUAUCCAGGUGCAGCAGGAGCGGGACGGGCUGUACGGGAAGUUCACCGCAGCCAUCCUGGAGGUGCAGCAGAAGGUGGGCCUCAGGAACCUCGUCUUGGAGCGCAAGGUGCAGGCCCUGGCCGCCGCGGUGGAGGAGGAGGAGACGCAGUUCCGUGAGGUGCCGGCGGCCUCCAACCUGGACCCUGCGGCCCUGACCCUCGUGUCCCGCAAGCUGGAGGACGUUCUGGAAUCAAAGAACAGCACCAUCAAGGACUUGCAGUACGAGCUGGCCCGGGUCUGCAAGGCCCACAAUGACUUGCUGCGUACCUAUGAGGCGAAGCUCCUGGCCUUUGGGGUCCCCCUGGACAACGUGGGCUUCAAGCCCCUGGAGACGUCCGUGAUUGGGCAGACGCUGGGCCAGGGCCCCGCAGGACUCGUGGGCACCCCAACGUAG
Messenger RNA from Lipotes vexillifer (Yangtze River dolphin), 1430 nucleotides. It is a transcript of the gene DRC4, whose product is annotated as dynein regulatory complex subunit 4. The record is from RefSeq and is a predicted model, not a curated record. Gene Ontology annotation, biological process: flagellated sperm motility. The coding region runs from base 69 to 1430 and encodes 453 amino acids. The transcript is spliced from 10 exons. Gene Ontology annotation, molecular function: small GTPase binding; microtubule binding. Gene Ontology annotation, cellular component: Golgi apparatus; microtubule; motile cilium. Lineage: Eukaryota; Metazoa; Chordata; Mammalia; Artiodactyla; Lipotidae.